CUCACAACACCCUCACCGUCCCCUCACUCCGCUCCGCCCUCCCCAUAUCUCCAUGUUCUCCCGCCUCUCCCAACUCACCCGCCACCUCAGCAAACCCCUCCCCAAUUACCUCCACCAAUCCUCCUUUGCCGGAGCGUAUACGUCACGAACCCUCGCCAUGGCCGAAGAACGCAGCAAGAGGACGAUUCACACGGCGGCAUGCUUGAUCAUUGGAGAUGAAGUGUUGGGUGGGAAGACGGUCGACACCAACUCGGCCUACUUCGCCAAAUUCUGUUUCUCCCUAGGCAUCAACCUCAAGCGGGUAGAAGUCAUCUCCGACGAUGAAGGCGAAAUCGUCGAAGCCGCAAGACGGAUGAGUUCCAACUACGACUUUGUCGUCACGAGUGGAGGGAUUGGACCGACACACGACGACAUCACGUAUCAGAGCAUUGCCAAGGCCUUCUCUUUACCUCUUGUCUUGCACGAGGAGUCGUACAAGAAAAUGAAAGCCCUCUCCAAACCCCGCCCGGACCAACCUCCCUUCUCCUGGGACGAAGACUCACCUCAACGCCGCGCCAAACUCCGCAUGAUCGAACUUCCCUACGACAAUUCCCUCCCCGACGCCGACCAAGUCAUCUUCCCCGCCGAAGACCUCUGGGUCCCCAUCUCCUGCGUCAACGGAAACGUCCACAUCCUCCCCGGCAUCCCGCGCCUCUUCGAAAAACUGCUCACGGGCUUGAAACCCCGCCUUCUCCCCCGCCUGACCGAUCCCGACGGAAAAGGUGUACACCGAAUCCUCUUCUCCACACCCUUACCCGAGUCUUCAGUCGCGGAAUUUUUGACCCAACUCGCGGCAAAGGUGGAGCCGAAGGGUGUCAAGGUUGGAUCCUACCCGAGGUGGGGUAAGAGUCGGAAUACAGUGACGCUGGUGGGGAAGGACAAGGAGUUCAUGGAGACGUUGAUUGAGGAGGUGGAGAAGGGCGUGGAGGGAAAGAGGGUGCAGGCUGAAGAUGAGAAUGAUAGUGAGGGGAGUGAUAAGGAUGCUUGA
Zymoseptoria tritici IPO323 is the source of this 1027-nucleotide messenger RNA. RefSeq lists its product as uncharacterized. The transcript is spliced from 3 exons. Lineage: Eukaryota; Fungi; Ascomycota; Dothideomycetes; Mycosphaerellales; Mycosphaerellaceae. The coding region runs from base 53 to 1027 and encodes 324 amino acids. The record is from RefSeq and is a predicted model, not a curated record.